Messenger RNA from Hirundo rustica (Barn swallow), 2877 nucleotides. It is a transcript of the gene DLL4, whose product is annotated as delta like canonical Notch ligand 4. The transcript is spliced from 11 exons. The coding region runs from base 362 to 2413 and encodes 683 amino acids. Lineage: Eukaryota; Metazoa; Chordata; Aves; Passeriformes; Hirundinidae. Gene Ontology annotation, molecular function: Notch binding; calcium ion binding. Gene Ontology annotation, cellular component: membrane. Gene Ontology annotation, biological process: Notch signaling pathway; cell communication; multicellular organism development. The record is from RefSeq and is a predicted model, not a curated record.
UUUUCCAUUUACUGAGCGCUGUUAGCACCGGUUAAAGGAGGAGCGGUUCCACACUAAGCACUCCCCUCCGCGUCUCUCACCAAACCCACCCGGCUUUGGAGUUUAUAAAGGCGACGACAGCGAUCAGAGGUCGGCGGCUGGCUGCAGGAUUAAUUCCCAGAAGGGGACGGAUCGACACCUGGAUUUUACCUUACGAUUUCUGCUGGGGCUCGGGGAAUAUUUGGAACAGCAGGUUGCUCCAGGAGAAUCGCCGUGACUCCUCUCUUUUCUCCCUCGACCGAGAAGCGCUUGCUUGGUCCGUUUGAGGAAUACAGAAGGAAAACUAAACCCACUAAGAACUGGAAGCUCGAGUAACACAAGGAUGACAGCCUUGCGCAUCUUUGGCUUGACGUUUCUGUUAACGAUUUUGCAGCAGAGGGUGUCCGGCUCCGGCGUCUUCCAGCUGGAGCUACACGAAUUCGUGAAUAGCCACGGGUCUCUGGCCAGCGGGAAGCCCUGCUCCCCCCACUGCAGGACCUUCUUUCGCGUUUGUUUGAAGCAUUUUCAGGCAGUGGUUUCCCCGGGCUCUUGCACUUUCGGCAGCAUCAUCACCCCGGUUCUGGGAAUAAACUCCUUCAGCGUCAAGGAUACAGAGAUAUUUGACAGCCCCAUUAAGCUGCCCUUUAACUUCACGUGGCCGGGAACCUUCUCCCUGAUCAUCCAGGCCUGGCACGCGCCGGACAACUACCUGCCGGAAGGCUCCCGGCCGCCCCCGGAGGAGUGGCUCAUCAGCCAGGUGUCGAUCCAGCGGUCGCUGUCGGUGGGCGAGGACUGGUCGCAGGACGUGCAUCAGGGCCCGCUGACCCAGCUGCGCUACUCCUACCGCGUGGUCUGCAGCGAGAACUACUACGGCGAGAGCUGCUCCCGCCUCUGCAAGCGCCGGGACGAUCGCUUCGGGCACUACGUGUGCGCGGCGGACGGGAGCCUGGCCUGCCUGCCCGGCUGGGCCGGCGAGUACUGCACCGACCCCAUCUGUCUGGCCGGAUGUACCGAGCAGAACGGAUAUUGCAACAAGCCUGGAGAGUGCAUCUGCCGUCCUGGUUGGCAAGGCCGCUACUGUGAUGAAUGCAUUCCCCAUAUAGGCUGCCGCCACGGGACUUGUAAAACACAAUGGCAGUGCAUAUGUGAUGAAGGAUGGGGUGGCCUCUUCUGUGAUCAAGAUCUGAACUACUGCACUCACCACAGGCCGUGCAAAAAUGGAGCAACUUGCAUGAACACUGGCCAGGGCAGCUACACGUGUGCGUGCAAACCCGGCUUCACCGGCGUCGACUGCGAGCACGAGAUCAGCGAGUGCGACAGCAAUCCCUGCAGGAAUGGCGGUAGCUGCACGGAUAUGGAGAACGGUUAUCACUGCCUGUGCCCCCCUGGCUACUACGGCACUCACUGCGAGCACAGCGCUCUGACGUGUAUAGAUUCUCCGUGCUUCAACGGUGGCACGUGCUUGGAAAAGGAGCAAGGGGCCAGCUACGCUUGCGUUUGCCCUUUCGGCUUCACAGGGUCAAACUGUGAAAAAAAAGUAGACAGGUGCACAAGCAACCCGUGUGCAAAUGAUGGUAGCUGCUUUUACCUUGGGCAGAUUCGCGUGUGCCGCUGUCGGGCUGGUUUCUCUGGUCAGAAAUGUGAGAUAAACAUCAAUGAUUGUGCCAGAAACCCGUGUUCCAAUGGGGGAACUUGUCAUGACCUAAUCAACAAUUACACCUGCACAUGCAUGCCAGGCUACAGUGGCAGGAACUGUGACAUCAAAACCAGAGAUGAAUGUGCUUCUGGGCCAUGUGAGAAUGGAGGCACAUGCUACAGUGGACUUUAUAGUGCCAACUUUGUUUGCUACUGUCCUUCUGGCUUCAUGGGCAACCGCUGUGAGUUGCCAGUGUAUUCAGUGCCCGUUACACUUCCUCCUAAACCAGUCCCCUGGAUUGCUAUAUCCAUGGGGGUGGGGCUGGUGGCUUUGCUCAUACUGUUCUGCAUGAUAGCAAUGGUCAUCAGGCAGAUGAGGAUGCACCCAGAGCAGGAGUUGGAGACAAUGAACAACCUGUCUGACUUCCAGAAGGACAAUCUCAUUCCAGCUUCCCAGCUGAAAAACACCAAUAAAAAUAAAGACCUUGAAGUGGACUGUGGGCUGGAGAAAUCAAACUACAAACCCAAGAACCAUAAACUGGACUACAAUCUGGUGAAAGACCUGACAAGUAGAGGGACACCGGAGGAUAAAUAUUACAAAAGUGAAAAAUGUUUAGGAGAGAAGUCUCCCCUCCGACUACACAGUGAAAAGCCAGAAUGCAGAAUAUCAGCGAUAUGCUCUCCGAGGGAUUCGAUGUACCAGUCCGUCUUUGUGAUAACAGAAGAAAGGAAUGAGUGCAUCAUAGCCACAGAGGUAUAAGCCUGAGGAUCGGCCCGUUUGCACCUCAGCUUUGGUGAUGCCAGUAGAUGGACAUUCCUGCUGCAUUGUUUACAAUUCAGAACUGGAUUGGACUGUUUUUAAUUACAUGCAACUUGCUGCUCUCAGGCGGAGGAUGGAACUGAGUGAACUGGACAGACUGUGAAUUUACUGAAAGAUGCAAUACACCUUUUUGUUCUUACUGCCCUUGUUUGAAGUUUGAUACCAGAAAUCUUAUUUGCUAUUGGAAAGGGGAGGCGGAGGGAAGAGAGAGGUUAAAAAUGUUGGUGUUUUAAAAGAUGCUGAGGCCAGUUCCUCAUGGACAGACCCCUGGCUUUCCAGAACUCUGGUUAUGGGAGGUGCUGGUAGAUAAGGAGGCACAUAACUGUCACAGAUGUUGCCAUGGAAGGUGCGAAGCAAGACACAUUGCUAUGCAGAUAAUGGAUACAGUAUAAAUGAGGUCUCUC